AUGGCGGCUCCUGAGCCGGGCCCCGAGGCGGGCGGCGGUCCGGGGGGCAGCGUGGAGAUCGACCCGGACUUCGAGCCGCAGAGCCGGCCCCGCUCCUGUACCUGGCCCCUGCCCAGGCCCGAGCUCUCGGCGGCGCAGCAGGAGGCGGGGGGCCCGGCGGCGGCGGCGGAGGAGGAGGGGCCCGGCGGGGCCGCGGCGGCGCCUGGGCGGGCCGAGGGGGCGCGGGGGCCCGGCGCGGCGGCGCGGAAGGGCGGCUCCCGGCGGAACGCCUGGGGGAACCAGUCCUACGCGGAGCUGAUCAGCCAGGCCAUCGAGAGCGCCCCGGAGAAGCGGCUGACGCUGGCGCAGAUCUACGAGUGGAUGGUUCGCUUCGUGCCCUACUUCAAGGACAAGGGCGACAGCAACAGCUCGGCCGGCUGGAAGAACUCUAUUAGGCACAAUUUAUCCCUGCACAGCAAGUUCAUUAAAGUGCAUAAUGAAGCUACAGGGAAGAGUUCUUGGUGGAUGCUCAAUCCUGAAGGUGGUAAAAGUGGGAAAGCACCAAGGAGGAGAGCUGCCUCCAUGGACAACAGCAGCAAACUGGCAAAAGUCAGAGGUAAAGCAUCCAAAAAGAAGGCCUCACUCCAAGCAGCUCCGGAAGCUACUGCCGACAGCCCUGGCUCCCAGUUCCCCAAAUGGCCUGGGAGCCCAUCAUCAAGGAAUAAUGAGGACUCCGAUGUGUGGACCAGUUUCCGGCCUCGAACCAGUUCCAAUGCGAGUACCAUUAGUGCCAGGCUCUCUCCUAUCAUGCCUGAGCAGGACGACCUCCCAGAUGAAAAGCUUCUUCCUUCUCUAGUGUACUCCAGUGCAUCCAGCAAUGUCCCACCGACCGUGACUGAGGAGCUUGAACUCAUUGAUGGGUUAAACCUGAUGUCACCCAGUUCAUCUAUGCUGCCCACCCAGCAGUCUGCCUCAGGUGGUCCAGUCCAGAGAGAUUCCAGCUUCUCUUUGAGGACCCAGAAUUCAGCUGGUCAGGCCUCUACUUUUGGCACCUCUCUGUUUAACCCUGUUGAUAUCUCGCUGCAGAGUUCUGUUAACCGUUUCUCUGGCCCUCAGACCCUGGAAGCUCUCCUGACAUCCAGCUCUCCACCUCCCAGCGAUGUGAUGAUGACUCAGGUGGAUCCGAUACUCCCUCAAACUGGAAGCAGGCUAAACAGCCAGACUUUUCUGCUUCUAGGUGGACAAGUCACCCAGAAUAAAACAAGCCCAGUCAACCCACGAGGAAAGCCUUUGGAGCAGCAGUCAGAGUCAAUAGGUGCCAGUGCUUUGCCAUCUAUGCUUUCUGUGGUGGCAUCUCCUCCAAACACAGCCAGCAUGCCCACUUUGAAGGCCCCAGUCCCAGCACCAACGGCCCAAGCAGUCCAUCUGGGCACUCAGCCACUUCUCUCUUCCGUUAGCUCUGCCCCAUUUGGAGUGAACCAGGACAGGCUGCCCACUGACCUGGACGUUGACAUGUACAUGGAGAACCUUGAAUGUGAUGUGGAUUACAUAAUCAACAGUGACCUCAUGGAUGGAGAAGGACUGGACUUCAACUUUGAACCCAUUCUGUCUACUCCCAGCUACCCCAACACCUCGCAGGCCUCCAACCAUACUUGGGUACCAAGUUAACUUCAGGAAUACAAAAGGUAGUGUCCUUCAGGUUUCUGAAUGUUGGGUCCUGACUUCGCUUCCCACCCCUGGCAGAGUCUGAAAAAACAGAGCGCACUGGACACAGCUUCUCUGCACACCAUGCCUGGGGCAGACAGAAUUGCUCACCUGGGAGGAAGGGGGCAAAUCUGCACCUGGUUGCAAUAGGAAGAGUUUUGAAAAAAAUCCUGUUGUGUGCUGCGUCUCUUCCUAAAAAUCCUGACUUGUCCUGGAUCUUCUGCAGAAGCCCCCGGGCUGUGCACAUUCGAAGAGGAGCUCUGGUGAAAAUCCCCACGCUUGGCCAAAGGCUGUUAUGCCAGACAACAGCAAUAUCCAAUUCAAAGGGUUGGGUGUGUUGGAGGCUGCCUUAUCUCUGCCAUAGCAGCAGUUCGCCCAGUGCCUUGGGCUAUCAGAAGGGGCCUGUUCUGUCCCCACCUUGCCCUCUGGGAUGGAGUAGCUGGGCCUCUUCCUUCAGCCACCAGCCUUGUGCUUGGUACUCCACAGACUUUUAGAAGAAUUAGAAGGAGCCUCUUGGCAGAAGCCUGGUAGGACUAGGGUGUCAGAUGGAUUGGGGUUUGGUUUCAAAGUACCCCACCGUUCUGCACCCAUCUGAAGGGAUGAGGGAGUGGCAGCCAGGGAGGCUUCCCUUUGCUCACCUAGGCAGAAGAGGAGGACAUACAGUUUAAUUUCACUGUGCCAGCUGGGCCCUGUUGAAUGAGUAGUAUGUUCUAGAGAAGUCCUGUGCUGUUCUAAGCACUUUCCUGAUACAGCAGGCUGCUGGAAAAUAGACACGGGUGCUGAUUGCUGUUGCUGGGACUCCAAAACAUCUUUGGGGGUUUGUUUCUGGGCUGUCUUGCUACAGCAGAGAAAUGGGAAGCCUGGGUGUGGCCUUAACAGAGCCCUGGUUGCUUUUCAGAAGGGCAUUUUCUAUAGAUGAAAUAUUUUUUUACUAAUCUAAGGGCUUUCUAUAUUGAAAGCCAGUGUAACCACAUGUCUCCAUUGGCAUACUGGGUAUCUCUCCCUCUAAGAAGGUGGUACCAAUGGCAGAUUUGCCUUUCAAAGCUGUGCUGAGAAUAAAUACACUUG
This is a messenger RNA of Emys orbicularis (European pond turtle), 2751 nucleotides long. It is a transcript of the gene FOXO4, whose product is annotated as forkhead box O4. NCBI's taxonomy places the organism in Eukaryota, Metazoa, Chordata, Testudines, Emydidae. Bases 1 to 1647 code for a protein of 548 amino acids. Gene Ontology annotation, molecular function: RNA polymerase II cis-regulatory region sequence-specific DNA binding; DNA-binding transcription factor activity, RNA polymerase II-specific. The transcript is spliced from 3 exons. Gene Ontology annotation, biological process: regulation of transcription by RNA polymerase II. Gene Ontology annotation, cellular component: nucleus. The record is from RefSeq and is a predicted model, not a curated record.